Messenger RNA from Paramecium octaurelia, 3462 nucleotides. The record is from the annotation of a GenBank genome assembly. NCBI's taxonomy places the organism in Eukaryota, Ciliophora, Oligohymenophorea, Peniculida, Parameciidae.
AUGUAAUAUAGAUCAAGUAAACCUCCUCAAUCGGUGAAGAACAAACCGGGGUCAUUCUUUCCAAAGCAACCCUACUCACCAGCAAAGUCACAUAUAGAACACUUUGUAUCUGAAAAUCCUACACCCCAUUAUCGAAAAUAAUAAUAGGCUUAUCCUACAAGACAAAAUUCGUUUAAUAUGUCAAGUGGGGAAAGUCUAGAAUAAUUUCAUAGAAAGCGUUAAAAUUCCAAUUUUAGUUAAGAUAAGAAAGCAAAAAAUUAACUGUAUAAUAUUUUAUUCAAUAACACAAAUCGUAAUGGUAGUUUUUGCCAAGACACCAUGUAAAAUAUGAUCAUAUACAAUUAGGAAGAAGCAAACUAGACAAGGCUCAUUCAAUAGUUAAGGGUAAAACUGGUACCUCCCAAGCAAAUAGAAGUUAUCCUAAACUAUGUAAAAAAAGCUAUCCAAGAAUAACAACAGCAUGGAUGGGUAGCAGACGUUUGAUAUUAGUUUCGAAAACAAUGUAAUCAAAGGUUAUUAGGACUAUAGUGGUUUUUAGAGUGACACAACCAAACCUUCAGAAGAAUACAAUCCUAGAUCAAUCAAGUUAUUUGAAAAGGGUAAAUAAUUGUUAAGAGAAAAGUAAAUUGAUGAGGCUAUUGAGUAAACAAUUCAUUUAUUCCAAGUUUAUUAAAAAAAUGCAUAGAAGUGGACACCAGAUUGUUAGAGGGCCAUUAUUUUUUGGGAAUAGGUUAUUUGGGGACUCAAAUGUAUUAAAAAGCUAUUGAAGAAUUCUAGCACGUAAUUUAGUAGGAUGCAGUUCAUCGCAAAAACAUUUAUCUCCUAUUAGCCAUUUCUCAUAAAAAGUUGAAUGAAGUAGAUUAGGCUAUUCAAAUACUCAAUAAAGUGAUAGGGAUGUUCCCUCGAUAUUACGACGCUUACAUAUACAGAGGCAAGUUAUAUAUCAAACUCAAUCAAAUUGAUAAGGCUGAAUAGGAUUUUAAUAUCGCCAUUUAAUUAAGUCCACAGAAAGGUCUAGGUUAUUUGGGUAAAGCAGAUUGCUUGAGAAUGUAAAGCUAAUACAAAGAAGCAAUUAAAUCUUACUAAAAAGCCAUCAAUUGCGAAUAAGCAGUUGGAAAUGCGGCUAUGCUUAAGAAGGCCAUUACCUUAUUCGAAAGCUAAUAAUAUGAAGAAUGUGCAAAAGAUUUAACAAAACUGUUAGAAACUGACCCAACUAAUUCAGAAGCCUAUUAUUUCAAAGGAUUAAGUAGAUUGAAAAUAAGUAAUUCACUUUUUUUAUUUUAGAGAAUGCAACUGAAGCAUUAUUAUGUUUUGAAUAAGCUAUAAAACACAACAAUUCUAAAAAAGCUGUUACCAAAUCGUUGUACGAAAUAGCUAAGAUGAAAAUUGAAUAAAGAGACUUUUAUGCUGCUUAUCACACAUUAAAUAGAUCUUCAAUGUUGGACACAGAGAAAAGUUAUUUAGAAAAAUUUCGAUUGUUCACGGAAGUACAUUAAUAAGUUAAACUAGGCUGUAAUAUUUUUGAUGAAAAGAAAAUUCUAAGAAAGCAUGCUUAAUUUUCAAGAAAUCUAAAAUAACCAUUAAUUAAAUGAUUUUUUAAAGCCCUUAUUUUUUGCGUAUAGAGCGUAUGGAUACUUUUGCUUGUCUAAACAUUAAAAAGCACUGGAUGAUUAUAAAUAUCUAUUAGAAAUCUAACCAGCUGAGUCAAGUAUUCAUUAUAACAAGUUUUUAUGCGAAGGAAUCUUAAAAGUGUAAUCAGGGUUAUUCACUGCAGGUAUGGAGUUCUUUUAAAGAGCUUAGAAGAUAUUUUAAAAGAAGAUGGAACCUACAUUCUAUCUGGCUGUAACUUAUAUUAAUUAAUCUUUCAAAAAAAAAAGUGAUUAGUAUAAAGAUGUUAUCAAAGGACUAGAACUAUUAGACAAAGCCAACAGUAUGAACGAUUAGAAUGCCAAUUUAUAUUAUAUUCGAUCUAUUGUGAAGUGUUUUUUAGGCUAAGUGAACGAAGCUCUGAUGGAUAUAGAGUCUGCAAUCCAAAAGUCAGAAGAUAACAUCGCUAAGUAUUUCUAUUUCAGAGGAAUGGUUUUUGGAUUACUUAAAUAAUAUAAGCAUUCUUUAAAUGACUUUAGUAUUUGUUUGACACUUGAUGAAACCUUUGCUGAUGCUUAUUUAAAUAGAGCCAAAUGCCAUUUUUUAAGUGGGGAUUCGAAUUCUGCUUUUUAAGAUUUGCAAUAGUGCAUUCAGAUUCUAUAAGAUGAUCCAAGAAUGCAUGUAUGGGCUGGUAAUUUUUUGUUUGCGAAUGCUGCAAUUGAAGAUGCCAUAAAAGCUUAUUCAAAUAACAAAGACUAUAAAAAUAAUCCUAAAUUAUUAGAAUUACGAUCUGAAUGCUAUAUGGUUUUAGGUGAUCUGAAUUAAUGUUAAGAGAAUAUUAAUAGGUUGUAUAAAUUAACAAAAGAGAAAACUGCUGAAUUUGAUAAGGAUAUGCUACAAGCUUUAAGAUUAGUGUUCAAAGAUGACUAGUAAAUAUAUUUCAAUGAGGAGAGUGAAAAUGAGUAAAUUGAGUUCAAAAAUAACCUUAAUAAAGCAAUUAAUAGUUUGAAAUUAUGUAGAGGAAAUGGUAAAUUGUUUCAGUAGUUUCACGUUUUCAUUUUUAGAGGAGUCUUCCUGUUUCAUUUAGAAAAAUAUGAGGAGGCUCUAAGAGACUUUUAAAUGGCAAGUAGUUAAAAAGAACUCUCUAUCACAGAGAAGAGAUUGAAACAAAGGAGAAGCGAGUCAGAUAUUUUUAAUGAAGAAGAUUUUCAUGAGCUAACCGAAGAUGAGGAAGAUGCUGAUUUGUUAGAAAUGUUAGAAAUUCAAUUUAAUGAAUUAAUUUGUUUAGUUAUACUCAAGUAAUUCAAGAAAGCCAAGGAAAAAUGCAAAUAAUUGAUUGAGAAUAUUAAUGAAGCAAAGUAAGAGGGUUUAUAAAUUUUAUUGAUGCAUAUUGAAUAAAUCCUUAUGAAAGAUUAACAAAAUAUUGAUUAUUAAAGAGUAAUUUGUCUUUAUGAUGAACCUAAAGAGAAUAUUAUUUGCUUUUAAGUACCAAUAGUUUUUGUAAGUGGAUUGAAAAUACGUUUAUCAUUUAGUUUACCAAAAUUAUCUCCUCCAUCUUUAUCCAUAACUUUUGAUAGAAAAUUAGUUUAAGACAUUGGAGUAUUAUAUUCUCAUUUAUUAUUUUAGCCAUUAUCUGUUGAAAAUAAGCCAGAAGCUCCUUGGAUAAGAAGAGAAUAAUAAGAUGACAUGAUCAUUUUUACAGAAAAUGUUUAAUUAGUAGAUGAUAUUAGAUUAGAGACUGAAAAAGAUGAUGAGUAACCUCAAUAACAAUAAUAAAUGUUAGAAAUUACUUAAAUUAAAAAUAAUCUUAUGUUAGAUAAAGAUAUUGAAGAAAAACUGUAAAGAUUUUUCGAAAAAAAAAAUAAAUAAAAAUGA